Molecule: messenger RNA, 10874 nt
Organism: Opisthorchis viverrini
Lineage: Eukaryota; Metazoa; Platyhelminthes; Trematoda; Opisthorchiida; Opisthorchiidae
Exons: 49
Coding region: 1-10707 (3568 amino acids)
Biological process (GO): microtubule-based movement
Cellular component (GO): dynein complex
Molecular function (GO): dynein light intermediate chain binding; dynein intermediate chain binding; minus-end-directed microtubule motor activity
Source: RefSeq, a predicted model, not a curated record
AUGGGGAGUCCUGGUGCUCUAUCAGAACCGCUUCAUUCUAACAUAAGGUGGUCUGAUGCAGCACAUGCAGCCGCUUGGAAACAUCAUGAACGAGGGAUUCAGCUGGGUUCCAGAUUCGAAUCACUCCUAAGUUGGUCCCACCUAUGGGUCGCUGUGCAGCAGAAGUGGAUGUAUUUGGAGGCCAUUUUUAUGGGCGGUGAUGUUGCGAAACAGCUGCCUAACGAAGCAAAGCGGUUUGAAACGAUCGAUAAAAUGUUCCGAAAAUUCGGAAGGCCACACGACAUUGCACAGUCGUUCAUGAACGAGCUACUGAUUAGAGGGCCCAUUGCUCCCGGAGAGGUCGAUGCCUUACGAAGGCUGAUAAGGAAAAUGGUGAACUUUGAUCUCACACUGAGGCAGAUGCAUUACAUGGCGAACUUGAACUGCUCAGCCAAUCUCAAACGUCUACCUCGGCGUUUGCAACAAAAGUGGGCUGAGGCGGCAGACGACAUACUGCUAUAUCCAUUGCUUCAAAUUACUAUGGUGCUAUCGCCAGCACAACAAGACAAAAUUAUGAAACAGACACAAGAGACCCAGUACGUGAUGAAAAGUUGUUUGGCCGAUCGCCGUCUGGAUUCGUUGCGCAUGAUGGCGAAUGAACUGGAACUGUGCCAAAAAGCGUUGAAUGACUAUCUGGACGCGAAACGAAACGCAUUCCCUCGUUUCUACUUCAUCUCAGACGACGAGGUAUUGAAUAUAUUGGGAGGAAAGGAGGCUGAGGCUAUACAAGAGCACAUAAUCAAGAUGUUCGAUAAUAUUGGAAAACUGAAGUUCUCCUAUUCGUCGCACUCUUCGGACAUGUUUGUCUCUGCUCUAAUCUCAUUUGAAGGAGAGACAAUGGAGUUCUUGAAGCCAGUCCUUGUAUUCGGAAAGGUAGAGGAAUGGCUCACUGCAAUGGAAGCUGAGAUGAGACGUACCAAUCAUUGGAUUACUAAACGAGCAGUGUUCUACUAUUGCUACCAGAAGUCACGCGUUGAUUGGAUGUUCGACUUUCAGGGUAUGGUUGUUAUUGCCGCAUCACAAAUCUGGUUUACUUGGGAAGUCGAGGACGUAUUCCGCAGUUUCAAACAAGGAAAUCGGAGUGCAAUGAAGGAGUAUGACAAGAAGUUGGAGGGACAGCUUAGUGAAAUGGUAUAUCGCAUUCGGACGGAACUGACACCGAACGAUAUGAAAAAACUGGAGACGGUACUUAUCCUGGAUGUGCACUGUAAGGAUAUAGUUGAGCGAUUCAUUCGUGACAGCAUAAUGUCACCGGAAGAAUUUGGUUGGGAAUCUCAGCUUCGCUUCUACUGGGUUCGAAAGUUGGACAGUUUGGUUAUUCGACAGUGCUCCGCCGAGUUCAGCUAUGGCAACGAAUAUUUUGGGCUGAAUGGGAGACUGGUUAUAACGCCAUUAACUGACCGAAUUUACUUGACUGUUACCCAGGCACUGUCUUUGUGUCUCGGUGGGGCACCUGCCGGACCAGCUGGGACUGGGAAAACGGAAACCAUCAAAGAUCUGGCGAAGGCUUUGGGACUUUUAUGUGUGGUAACCAACUGUGGAGAGAACAUGGAUUACAGGUCUUUCGCCAAGUUACUGUCUGGUCUGUGUCGAUCUGGAGCAUGGGGAUGUUUCGAUGAAUUCAAUCGCAUUGAGGUCUCCGUUUUGUCUGUGGUCUCAUCGCAGAUUAAAUCAAUUCAAAAUGCACUACAAACCAAAGCUGCCAUAUUCCAGUUCGAAGGAUCCGAGCUACCAUUGGAUCGUCGUGUGGGUAUUUUCAUCACAAUGAACCCGGGUUACGCCGGCCGCACGGAACUUCCGGAAUCAGUGAAGGCUCUAUUCCGCCCGGUAGUUGUUAUUGUGCCUGAUCUCGAGUACAUUUGUGAGAUCAUGCUUUUCUCACAGGGUUUUUUAACUGCCCGAGAUCUUGCUAAAAAAGUAACAGCGUUGUAUCGAUUGGCCAAGGAACAAUUGUCGCAACAACACCACUACGAUUUUGGUCUCCGUGCUCUGCGCUCACUUCUGGUUAUGGCCGGUGUGAUAAGACGAAAAAAUCCCAAUCUUCGUGAGGACCAACUUCUUAUGCGAGCGUUACGUGAUUCGAACAUUCCAAAACUAGUUCAUGAAGAUGUGCCAUUGUUUAUGGGUUUGAUCCAGGACUUGUUUCCUGGAAUUGAAUUUGAAGCGGCUCAAAUGAUCGCUGAACUGGUUGAGGCCUCACAUGCGGUACUGGAACAUUUGCAAUACACUAUCGUCGAAGAGCAAGUGGUGAAAAUUGUCCAGCUUCAUGAAACUCUACACUACCGACAUUCGGUGAUGGUUGUCGGUCCAACGUGUGGUGGAAAAUCCGUAGUUCUGGAAGUUUACGUUCGGGCUCUGAAACAACUAGGAACAAAUUCCAAAAUGUACACGAUCAACCCCAAAGAUCGGAGUGUAAAUGACCUCUACGGAUACUUGGAACCGACCAGUCGUGAAUGGAUUGAUGGAUUGCUAUCCUACCUUUUCCGAUUGAUCAACCAAUUUACGGACGCCGCGGAACGCCGAUUCCUCCUAUUCGACGGUGAUGUGGAUGCUUUGUGGAUUGAAAAUAUGAACUCGGUAAUGGAUGACAAUAAGUUACUUACGCUGGUCAAUGGAGAGCGCAUUCGGCUACAACCCUACUGUUCACUAUUGUUUGAGGUAGCUGACCUGCAAUACGCUUCCCCAGCGACGGUGUCCCGCUGUGGCAUGGUAUAUGUUGAUCCAACCAAUCUGGGUUACACACCUUACUGGCAAAGUUGGGUGGGUCCGCGUAACACACUUUCCUUUCCAAGCUUGUAUAUUACAUUAGACGCUGGUAAAGUAGUCCACAACCUUCAUGGAUUCUUGAGCAGAGUGAGUAUUGGUCGUCAGAUGACUGCAGUACCACAGAUCGGUGAGGAAAGAAAUAAGGGUCGGCAAGAAAGUGGUGGGAUGGGUAUCGGUGGUGGCGGUAUGGGUAUUGCUGGCAAGGAGUCCGGUGCAAGUUCUGGGACCUCCAAAUUGAAGCUGGUCUUACCUUUGGUCAAAAUGAACUUGAUUGUUCAGUUUUGUACGUUGUUACAAACUCAACUAGAGUUGGGAGGGCAUCCAGGAAUGGAGAAAACCGAAAUUGAGGUCACUCAAUGCCUUGAUAUUGAAAACGCUCAAGAAUCCGUCAAGUUUUCCAUGCUCGAGAAAGCGUUACCACCGCUGCAUCAUGGCUCUAUGUCGCCUUCGGUGCACGGUUCAACUCAGCAACAGAUGUAUCAACCAUCAAGUUCGCUUUAUGGUGCCACACCUUCUCUGUCACAAGCACUGUCCCAAGGGUUGAGCCAUGAUUCCAACAACGAAGUCACCAUUGAUAAUCCGGACGUGUUAGAAAGCGUGUUCUUGUUUUCUCUGUGUUGGGCCUUUUCCGGUGUGGUCUCUGCAGCAGACCAAAGAACGUUCGAUAACCUGAUCAAGAUAUUGUCUUCUUUGCCUCAAAUGGAUGAAGGCCCUGGGGAGCAACCAGCCAGACCGGGUACAAUACCCAUUCAUUAUCCUCUGCUGACCGACUAUAUGUUCAAUAACUGCACCUUCUACUGGGUACCCUGGAAGAGUAUGGUACCGAACUAUAUACACGAUACGAGCGUAUCAUUCACGAGCAUUUUGGUCCCCACGGUGGAAACUAUCAAACUGAAUUGGUUGGUGGAAGAACACCUAAAGCUUCGUCACCCGCUGGUUGUCAUCGGUGAGACAGGGACAUCGAAAACAGCAACUAUCGAAAGCACCUUGAAAUCGCUCGACCCGGACACAAACAGCCAACUGAUUUUGAACUUUUCCUCUCGAACCACUGGGAACGAUGUGCGACGAAUGUUGAAUGCCAACGUGGAGAAACGUGCCAAAGGAGUUUACGGUCCGAUUCCUGGAAAAAAACUGGUUGUCUUUAUUGACGAUAUGAAUAUGCCCAAAGAAGAUGAGUAUGGUACACAACAACCUAUUGCACUUCUCCGUGUCGUCAUCGGUCGUGGUGGCAUGUACCAACAAGGAAGUGAUUUGUCUUGGCGCUCUCUGAGAGAUAUGACUUAUACGGCAGCCAUUGGACCCACUGGUGGAGGGCGACAGAGCCUGGAUCCACGAUUCCUCUCCCUGUUCACAGUCUACCAUGCUCUCCAACCAUCCAGCGAAAGUUUGUUCAGUAUUUUCAGCAGUAUUCUUUCGAGUCAUCUGUCCAACGGAUUUUCAAGAAAGCUCCAUGCUUAUGUGGACAAAUUCACCCACUUGAGUCUUCUGGUCUAUCGGGAGAUCCGACGUGAAAUGUUGCCGACGCCGUUGAAGUUUCACUACACGUUCAAUAUGCGUGAACUAUCUCGACUGCUCCAAGGGUUACUCCAGUCUUCUUCCGAGCGGUUCAAAGGACCAAAGAAAUUCUUACGACUAUGGCGUCACGAAUGUUUGCGCGUGUUUCGUGACCGGAUGGUGGAUGAGACAGAUGUAGCUGCAAUUAACGUAGUAGACAAAUUUGUUUACCUGGGCAGCUGUAUCAGUCCCGGUGGUCUGGCGAACGAUGAAAUUACCAUCCGGAUUGGGAAGGCCAGAGCAGCUUUUGCGAACCUACGUCACCUGUGGCGUAGGCGUGACAUCAGCUUCUCUGUCAAGGGUCGAGUUUACAAUGCUGCGGAUAUUAUUCUCCAGCGCAUGAACGAAGCUUUCUCAGACGAGGUCAGUUAUGCAUCGAUGGAUCCCAUUUUGUUCGGUGACUAUUGGGCAGCGGCAAGUGAAGAAGAUGCUCGACUGUAUGAAGAUAUGCAAGACUAUGAAGUGUGCAAAGCGAUUGUGGAGGAAUUGUUGUUUGGUUAUCGUGAAACUGAAGGCAACAUGGACCUGGUGUUAUUCAACGACGCACUGGAACAUUUGGGGGCCAUCCACCGGAUUCUUCGCUUGGAUGGCGGUCAUGCUCUGCUGGUCGGUCUGAGUGGUUCCGGGAGAAGGUCUUUGGCCAAACUGGCGGCGUACAUUGCUGAAGUGAAAACUUUUGAGAUUCUGCUCCGGCGUGGCUAUUCGGAGAAUGAAUUUCGUGAGGACUUAAAGGCUCUGUAUACUACUAUGUCCACAGACAAAGAUGAUCACAUGUUUUUGCUACCGGAGGAACACAUUCAGAACGAAUCAUUCUUGGAGUUAAUCAACAACAUGCUAACCACGGGCUUUGUGAGUGCUCUGUUUGGGGAAGAGGAAAAGGACGAAAUACAACAGAACAUCUGGACAGAAGCAGAGGCACGAAUACGAGCGGAGGCUCAGGCGACAGGUGCGCUCACUGUGUUGGUUAACAAAGAGACUGUAUGGAACUAUUUCCGGGCAGAUUGUGCUUCUCGGCUUCAUAUAGUCUUGUGCAUGAACCCAGCUGGUGAUACACUUCGAACCAGAUGUCGAGAUUUUCCCGGGAUCGUGAAAUGCACAACCAUCGAUUGGUUUUUCCCAUGGCCAGAACAGGCUUUAUACGCUGUUGCCUGCAGUCUGAUCGAUCCGAAGUUUAGCCAGGUUCCAUCUCCAUACUGGGAAGCCGUCAUUACCAACGUGGUGAACAUCCACAGAUCCGUCCAGAAUGCGUCAGUGGAAUACAAACGUCAGCUUCGUCGGAUUAAUUAUGUGACCGCAACCAAUUACAUACUAUUUAUUACGGGUUUCCUCAAAUUGUUGGAAGACAAAACGAACGAGAACAUCGCGCAGCAAAAACGUCUUCAAGGUGGAUUGGAAAAGCUUCAUGAGACAGCCAUUCAAAUCGACGAACUCAAUGUUAAGUUGGCGGUGCAGAAAGUUGUGCUUGAGGAGAAAACCACUGCCAUCGAGGCGCUUAUUGAAGAGAUAAACGAAGCUACGAUCGUUGCGACCGCGAAGAAAACCCAAGCCCAGGAGAAAUCUGUUGAGCUAGGCAAGCAAGCCAAAGUGAUUGUGGCUGAAAAGAAAGAAGCUGAGGCUGCGCUCGCGGAGGCUUUACCAGCUGUGGAAGCCGCGCGUAACGCUUUGGAUGAAUUGGAAAAGAAUGAUGUAACUGAGAUUCGAGCUUUUGCCACACCACCAAAACCAGUUCAGAUGGUCGGUGAGGCGUUGUGUCACAUACUACAAGCUACCGAGAUCAGUUGGAAAGCAGCCCGUGGUCUGAUGGCGGACGCCAAUUUCAUCUCAAACCUUCAGCAGAUGGACGUGGAAGCUAUUCCAUUGAAAAAUAUUCAAAAUUUGAAAGAUUUGAUUGCAAAGCGUAAAAUGACAUAUGAUGAUGUUCGGUCGGCAAGCAAAGCUGGUGGAGGAUUUUACAAGUUUGUGUUGGCUGUCAUUACGUUCCACGAUGUUGCUCGCGAGGUUCGCCCAAAACGAGAACGUGUCAAAGCUUUGGAAAGAGACUAUAAUAGGGCAAGACGGGACUUGCAACGUCUGCAAGAAGAAGUGGUCCAAUUGGAGGAGACACUGUUUAACUUGCGGCGUCAAUUCAGUGCAGCGCAGACUGAAAUGGAGAAUUUGAAGAAGGAAAUGGACGUGAUGAGGCGACAACUGAUGGCUGCUCAAAAGCUGACGGAAGGGUUGGGUUCUGAGAAAGAACGAUGGAUUCGUGAAGUGGCCAAUCUGAAAAAGGAGCAGAAAAGUCUUCUGGGCGACAGCCUGAUCGCUUCAGCUUUUCUUUGUUACUUGGGUCCUUUCACAUCGGAGUUUCGUAGCCGUCUACUUUACAAAGAGUGGCUUGUUCCAAUGAUGCAGGACGAAUCUUCAAACGCAUCUACUGACUGUUUCAGAUGGAUUCGUGAAGUGGCCAAUCUGAAAAAGGAGCAGAAAAGUCUUCUGGGCGACAGCCUGAUCGCUUCAGCUUUUCUUUGUUACUUGGGUCCUUUCACAUCGGAGUUUCGUAGCCGUCUACUUUACAAAGAGUGGCUUGUUCCAAUGAUGCAGGACGAAGUAAAUGAAGUCUUAAUCGGAAUAUGGAAAAAAUCGUUCAGCUGUAACACCCUUUCGGUGCCCAUCUGCCAUACCAUCCGAAGGAAGCACGAGGGCUGGGAUACUUCCAGGUUGUCCAAGCGUAGACAGAGGAAGUCGAGUGCCAGAGGUGAGGUUCGAACCACGUACCUUCUGAUUCCAGUGACAGAAGAUCUCCAGGUGAACAAUAUACUGGCCACUGAGGUUGAAGUUGCACUGUGGAAUUCGCAAAGUCUGCCUUCUGAUGAGUUGAGUGUACAAAACGCCAUCCUGACCCUCAAAGGUCCAACUUGUCCGGUUUGCAUAGAUCCACAGGGUCAAGCCUCGAGGUGGAUCAAAGAGAUGGGAAGGAAUCCAAAAGAUGACUCCCGCUCAGCUAGGGUGACCACACAAAACGAUCCAAACUUCCUAAGAACCGUUGAAAAUUCGAUCAAGCAAGGCUUGGCCUGUAUAAUCGAAGGAGUGGAAGAGACGAUAGAUCCUGCUCUGAACAACAUUAUCGCUCGAAACAUUCGAGUGGACAAAGGCCGUGAGGUUGUGAUGUUGGGUGACCGUGAGGUGGAGUACGAUCCAAACUUCCGACUUUACCUGGUGACAAAAAUGUCCAAUCCACACUUCUCAACCACUCUGUAUAGCCGAGCUCUGAUCAUCAACUAUACAGUUACACUGACUGGCCUGGAGGGCCAACUGUUGAGUGCAUUGGUCAAACACGAGCACCGGGAAUUGGAGGAACGCCGAGAGGCUCUCAUUUUGGAAACUAGUGAGAACAAGCGCAUCCUGAAAGAGUUGGAGGACCGUCUACUCUUGGAAUUGGCAACACAGACGGGGAAUAUUCUCGACAACUGGGAACUAAUCGGUACUCUUGAAGACACAAAAAACAAGGCAGUGGACGUUGGAAGGCAGCUCGCCCAAGGAGCCAUUGUAUCGAAGGAUGUCGAGCGUCAACGAGACGCAUUUCGACCCGCAGCAAGGCGAGGUGCCAUCCUCUUUUUCGUCUUGGCCGAUCUGGCAAUGGUUGGUCCCAUGUAUCAGUUCUCCCUUUCCGCCUACUUGACCGUUUUCCUCAAAGCACUGAAGAAAGCCAUGCCACACAGUUCAUUACCAAAACGACUGAGCAAUAUCAAGAAUGCCUUGACCUACGCUACCUAUUGCUACGGUUGUAUGGGUAUUUUCGAGGAACACAAGAUGCUGCUCUCGUUUGAGCUCGCCUUACGUCUACAACAAGAUGAAAACAUGAUCCGCCUGAAAGAGCUGGCAUUUCUUGUCCGAGGCAACGUUGCUCUCAGCGAUCAUUUGCAUCCACCACCGCAUGCAUGGAUUCCGGAUACGUGGUUUGAAUCGAAGAACCCCGAGGUCCAACCCUAUCCAGGGCGCUACGCCAAACUUCGCCCGUUCCUUCGUCUAUGUCUGAUCCGUUGUUGGCGCAUGGAUCGUAUUCCCAUGGCGAUUGUUCAUUACGUUGUCAAAGUGUUGGGCAGACAGUACGUAGAUCCACCGAUCACAAACCUGGCUGACGUUUUGGCCUCCACAAGCCCUACCACACCCAUCGUCUUGAUUGUGCAGCCGGGUUCAGAUCCACAAACACAGCUAGCAAAUCUGGCACAGCAGUUAGAGUUUGGACACACACGGAUAAAGUACCUUUCAAUGGGUCAAGGUCAGGAGCCUCAUGCAGAAAACCUGUUUGUUCAGUGUGCAGCGCGAGGUAAUUGGCUGUUGCUGCAGAACUGUCACCUAUUGAUCCGUUUUGUUCCCACAUUGGAGAAACUGUUGGACGAUCUAACCAAGCCACAUCCGGACUUUCGACUUUGGAUGACAACCGAAAUGGUCAACAACUUCCCUAUUGGCAUGCUACAACGUUCGUACAAAGUUGUCAUGGAACCACCCAGUGGAUUAAAACAAAACCUGGCCGCUGGUGUAAGCAAACUAUCCCACGAGCAGUUUGUCAGCUGCGCCCAUCCAAACUACAGACCAUGUUUGUUCACGUUGAUUUUUUUACACGCAGUGUUGCAAGAACGACGUCGUUACGGAAAGUUGGGUUGGAAUGUUAGCUACGACUUUGCUGAUUCUGAUUUCCAAGUAUCGCUACGUAUUUUGCAAAUCUCGCUGGCCAAAUCAGAAGAGACGAAGACAGAAAUUUCAUGGGACACCAUCAAAUAUUUGAUUGGUGAAGUCAUGUAUGGCGGGCGUACAAUUGACAGCUAUGACCGACGCAUCCUCACCACCUACAUGGAUGAGUACUUUGGGGAUUUCUUGUUUGACACUUUUCAACCGUUCCGAUUCUAUCAAGAUGACCGUGUGGAGUACUUCAUUCCGGAGGAACCACCUGGUUUCGGCAACUACAAGGAUCUUUACGCAGAAUACGUAGCCCACCUCCCGAGUGCACACAAGCCGGAAGUUCUGGGUCUACAUCCAAAUGCUGCCAUUGGCUAUUCGGUCAGAUUUGCUCGUAAUAUGUGGACAAACCUGUUAAUGCUACACUCAGAAACCGAAGUUGUUGGUGGAGUCCCCAGUGCCCAACGUCUGAGUCAAGUUGCCGCGUCAGCUUUUCCAAACGGCAGUGAAUUUGGCAACGAAAAGCGCUUGUCAUUUAUUGCACCAUUGCCUGGCCAUCGUACUAGUAUACGGGUGGAACUUGAGGCCAUGGAUAGUGCGGAUCAGGAGGGGAAUAGUCAAGAAUCAGGCACUCUUUCAAGCGAUUCGGAUCGGGAUGCGGGACAAGCUGAACAGAAAGAGUUAGAUGGCGAGGAGGAUAACAAUCUACCAGCGCCGGAAGACCCAGAAGGCUUACAGCAACGUCGUCGAGCCGCCUCGGUCUCUGUAUCAACGAAAUCGCGUUCGUCAGCUGUCUCAUUCAAUGAUUUUACGGCGGUUCAGGUUGCGGCACCGCCUGCUUCCAGUAGAGAGGCGACGAUUCGUCGCUUGUCUGAUAGCAUACUUUCACGUCUUCCUCCACUGUUCGAUGCAGAGGGAUUGAAAAGAAAACACAUGGGAACGGAAAUUUCUCCGACAAUCAUUGUCCUAAUACAGGAACUGGAUAGAUUCAAUUUAAUUCUGGCCAAAAUUCUAAGUUCACUGAAUGAGUUGAAGCAAGCAUUCGAUGGAAAGAUUGGGAUGUCAGAAGAGCUUGAUGACAUCGCUCGUCAUCUGGCCAACGGACUCAUUCCAGCCAGUUGGCGCCGACUAGUUCCCCAAACCGAGAAAUCUCUGCCAGAUUGGAUUCAACACCUAUUGCGACGUGCAGAUCAGUAUAAAAAAUGGAUGACCACUGGAAAAAGUGAACCCGCUGUGAUGUGGCUGAGUGGUUUGCAUCUUCCUCAAUCCUACUUGACCGCACUAAUUCAGAAGGCAUGCCGAAAGCACGGCUGGGCUUUGGACAAGUGUGCUCUCCAGACUACGGUCACGGACAUUGUGCCAGAGGACGUUCAUACCGUCUUGAUGGCUCCGGAAUUGGGCUGCCACGUGAACGGACUCUAUAUUGAGGGGUGUGCUUGGAGCGUCGAAGAGGGCUGCUUGGUACGUCAGACACCUCGUGAACUACUCCAAGAAUUGCCCAUCGUCAAACUGACCCCAAUUGAGAAGCAUCGUCUGAAGCUAACCAGUACCGUGCCUGUGCCAGUCUACGUGACCAGUCAACGCCGAAAUGCCAUGGGCGAAGGAUUUGUGACCGCAUUAGACAUGCCAACACACGAACAUCCGUCACAUUGGAUUCUCCAAGGUGUCGCUAUUCUACUGAACACAGACUAGACACGCACCGGCUGGGCUAAAAGUUUACUGUCGAACUGCUUUCAGUCUUUAUGCGUUUCUCCUUAGUCAGCUAUUGGUCAAUGAGUAGUCUGCCUUGCGCGCCCAAAAGAACGCUCGCAGCCGAGUGUUAAUCCAGUGCAAGCAUGAUGUCAUUCCCCACAUGUUAG